Amblyraja radiata (thorny skate) is the source of this 906-nucleotide messenger RNA. Its product is annotated as rhophilin-2-like. Gene Ontology annotation, biological process: negative regulation of stress fiber assembly; signal transduction. The annotation marks the transcript as partial. Lineage: Eukaryota; Metazoa; Chordata; Chondrichthyes; Rajiformes; Rajidae. The record is from RefSeq and is a predicted model, not a curated record. The transcript is spliced from 3 exons.
CUGAAGGCCCUGGCAGACACCAGCUCCUUUAUUCACUGCUCUCUGUAGCCUGGAAAGGCGCCAGGCAUGUUCAUACGUUGCUGUGGGAACGGCCCGGGAACAAGGGUCAGCUGACGGUGGUGGAGCCGUGUUUGGUUUUCAGGGCGGGGGCAGCUGGGCUGUGGGAGCGGCGUUGAUAGGACAGGAUUUAGUGAACAACACGUCUCACCCUACAGUCGACACACACACUGAAACCCAAAGAUCUUUGCUGAAACCUGCCCCACACACACCUGUUACACGAACAAGCAAUACACUACAAUCCCACAAUCCACACUACAAUCACCACACUACAGUCACCACACUACAGUCACCACACUACAGUCCCGCAAUCCACACACUACAAUCCACACUACAGUCACCACACUACAAUCCCGCAAUCCCACGGUCGCGGGUGUGUAUUUCGAGGUGAGGGCGGGUCCAGGCCACGGACAGGAAGCACAGCGGCGGCUACACGGAGACGUUACCGGGAGCGGCAGAAUCGUAGACCGGGAAGGGGAGCGGAGCUGAGGAAUCGCGGCCAGACCUGGAUUCGGAGAAGCGGGAGCAGGAGAUUGUGGAGCCGAGCUGGCCGCCCGAUCAGGGAGGGGAGCGGAGCGGCACCGGUAACCGUCGCCCCGUCCCCGCCAUGACCGACUCGGUUCGGCCCGGUCCCCAGCGGGAGAACAGCUAUUUCCACAAGGGUUGCAACCCGUACGCACAGACUGGCCGCAGCAAGCUGCAGACUCAUCGCGUCUCGCUCAAUCAGCAAAUCAUCAAAGCCAUGCGGCUCCGGGCCGGGGCAGAGAACCUGCUGCGGGUCACGGACAACACGCGUGUGCGGGAGGUAGUGCUGCUGGAGCUCAGCUUCAUCAACUCCAACCUGCAGCU